ACGCCACCACCUGAUGCAUGUGCCGCAUAACCAGGAAGUAGGAUUGACUGCUACGACUGUAAACAACGUGAGCGUCAUAAUUUAAUCAAAUGCACAAUAUCUCAGAAUGUCUGUUGAAAGCCAAGAGGAGAGAACAGUGGAGGUGAGUGGGUUCCCCGAAGUAGUGGAUGAAGACCUGCUUUCAAUGUACUUCACCAACAAGAGACGCUCUGGUGGAGGAACUCUUAUCUCACUGGAAGUGGUGGGAAGAAGGGCUGUGCUGGUGUUUGAGGAAGUUGAAGCCGCAACAAGGGUUUUAUCCAAACGACCCCAUGUUCUGCGUAACAUUGAAAUGACGGUGAGAAAACCAGCCUCAAAGGAUGCUGGGAGGAUGCUUCUGCGUGGGGUUAACCCCACAACUUCUAUGGACUUGGUGGAGCUUUACGUUGAGAAUAUGAUAGGGUUGGACAUGGAAGACUACAAAUUGGAACGUUUUCCCGGGAAAGACUUGGUCCUUAUCCACUUACAUCAACCUUUUUCUAAAGAUUUUCAACGUAUUAGUGCAAAGAUUUCUCAAAAACCUUUGGACCAGUGCAGUAUCACUCUGGAACAGAUUGAGCAAACUGACUCCAUCCUUGUGGAGAACUUACACAGUGGCACCACUGAGGACAUGCUCACGCUUUACUUUGAGAGCAAGCGAGGCGGGGGCCGAGAGGUGAAGGAGGCCACUAUAAUGCCAAACGGCGUGGCCAGAGUCUCUUUUGAAAGUUUUGAAUCUGUGGAGCAUGUCCUGAAACUACCCCACAAACUGGAGGACACCAAGUUGACUGUGAAGCCUUACCUUGCCUUCCUCCAACCAGAGGAAAACCUAUCAACUGAGAGCACUGUAAACAUGACAGCAGAAAGUAGCCCCUCUGUUAUGGAGGACACACAGAUAGAGAGGAUCAGUCAGUCACAGCACAGUUCUCUCGAAGUGCCGAGUUCCAUUGACCAGACUAUCUCCAACCAGACUGCAUUGGAGAUGGCCACUGCUCCUGAAGAGCCUGAAGAAGCAGGAGCAGAGAUAACCAUGGAAGAACUCCCAGCUGAAUCAGAACUCUUCUCCUUCAGCGGUCACAUCCCCAUCCCUGACCCAGUGAAGCUCACCCUCCUCCAGAUGAGUCCGGUGUUGGUAGACAUCCAGCAAGCCCACCCCGGGUUCAACAUGCAGGUUAAAGAUGAUGGUGUGCACAUGUCAGGGCCUGAUAAACUGGGUCUGGCACAGCUGAAGAACACCAUCCUGGAGUUUCUUGGCGGUAUUGCUCAGGCGCAUUUAACUUUUGACCCAAAGAAGGCCCGGUUUCUCCAGGACCAGAAAAUAAAGGAUCAGCUACUACAGACUCUUAACAAUCAGGGGACACCCUGUAUUUACAAUGUAACAGAUUGUGUUGUAGUGGUAUCGUCGCUGUCGCUGAACUUAGUAAGCCAGGCGUGUAACACAUUAAAAUCUCUAUUAUCUGAGUUCAGCAUAUCAGUAGAUGCAAAAUAUGAAAGUACGCUGUACUCCCAAGAGUGUUCAGUAUUUUUCCAAUCUUUGGACUUUUGCUCUGCCACCGUGUCAGAGAAAGGUAAUGGGAUUGAGGUUUUGACUCUGAAAGGGAUGGAGAACAAGAAAAAGGCCAAAGUCGUAGAGUUCCUAAGCACACCCAUCGAAAGAGAGACUGUCAUAUCCAUGGAGCAAGGCAUGCUUAAAUACAUUCAGAUCCAUUGUCAUCAGCUGCUGGCUGAUAUGGAUCAAGUUUCUAUAUUUCCUCUGGAGGCUGAGGACACAUGUGGUCUUAGAAUCCAUGGCAACGUGGGGUCUUGUCAGAUGGCCGACGAGGUGCUGAGAGAAGUGAUCUCUUCCGUGUGUACCAGGACCAUCACAGUUAACAAGCCUGGUGUGGCCCGGUUCUUGGUCCAGGAGGAAGGCACCAGCAUUUUGGGGGAGAUGCAGGCCAAGUUUCAGGUGUACAUCAGCCUGGAGAAGGUGCACUGGGAACCUCUGGAGAAUGAGGACAUCUAUGAGAUGGCGUGGAAGAUGACAUUACCUCAAAACUACCAGAGAGUUUCAUUGGAUGGUUCUACGCAGGACCCAACAUCAGCAUUGAGCCUCACUGACAAUUCCGACAAUCCUGACACAGGUCUUAUUGAGAAUGCAAAGAAACUCUUCUCUGCCAUGGAUGAGACCGUGGACAAAACCACUGACAUGGAGCAAGAGGACCUGUACUUGGCAGAAGAAGAAAUGCUUCCCAGCCCAUCAGACCAGGGCUCAGAUAGUGUCAUUGACGUAGAGUUGGAGGAGACUCCACGGCCCUUAGUUGUUGAAGAGGCGGCAGCUAGUGGGCCACUUGUGGCCAGUGAUGGACACGGUUCCACUGAUCUGUACAGCACCUUAGAUGAAGAAGCCCAGCUCUCCUUAGCCAUCCAAUUUUCCAUGGAGACAGCCAACAUGUCUUCCACCACUCCCAAAGCUGAAAGGUCCCACCUGAACAAGGCUGUCCACAUGUCCCUCCAGGACACCAUCAAGGCAGCUAACACGGGCCAGAUCUUCGUGUUUGCUGGUUAUUCCUGUGACCUCAUCAGAGUGGACAUCGCUCUAGGGAAGAAGGUGACCCUGAGGCAGGUUGAGGAGAAAAUGGAGCACAAGAGCCUGAAGAGUUUGUCAGAGUUCCACAUGAGAUGCUUGGAGCUCAUCAAGAGGAAGCACGCUGUGGAGAUCCAGAUUGAGGGCACGACUGCCACCAUCUCCGGGUUCAAGGACUACGUGAAUGAGGCUCUGCCCGACAUGAAGCUGCUGAUGAGGAGGAUCUCCAGCUCGGCGUCGGACGCCGACAUUCUGAAGACGGUGCAGUGGGUGUGGCUUGACCAGGGAACCAAGGCGACGAAGCCUUACGCUCCAGACGUAACUGUGUUUAUCGAGAAUGCCUGGAAGAUGAGGCAGAAGAAGAUUGACUUGGUGUUGAACAAUCAGCCUUACAUCAUCAACUUCGAGAAAAUGGAAGAGCACAACGUCACCACCGGUAAAUCUGUACCUAUCACAAGGAAAAUGCUGAAUUCUGGGGAUUUAUUCACAGAAUUACCAGAGGAGGAUUACAGUCUACUAUCUACCCUGCCAGAUACAUCCAGAGUCAAUGAAGAGUGUGAUGAAUUCCAGGAUGUUGUGAAAGAGUUUUAUGACAGCAUACAGGAAUUCCACAACAAAAUAAGAAUUAUCAAGGUGGAGAAGCUCAUGAAUAGACUGCUGUUUAAUCAGUACAAGCUGAAGAAAGCUAGCAUUUCACAAAGUGCAACUGAAAUGGAAGUCGAGCAGACGUUGUUCCAUGGCACGAGUGAGUCGAGUGUGAAGGAGAUAUGCAUUCAUGGAUUCAACAGAAGCUUUUGUGGAAAGAAUGCCACUGUGUAUGGUCAAGGAGUUUACUUUGCUGUGGAGUCUGCCCUGUCGGUCCAGGACCAGUACUCACCCCCCAAUGCAGAUGGACACAAGUUUGUGUUUGUAACCAAGGUGCUGACUGGGGACUUCACCAAGGGCAGUCAUGAUAUGAAAACCGCCCCUCUGAAGGAGCACUCAACUAUACCCCUCAGAUAUGACAGUGUAACCGACAAUCCCAGGAAACCCUCACUGUUUGUCAUCUUUAAUGACACACAGGCCUUCCCACAAUAUCUCAUUACAUGUCAAAAAAUUCACCGCUGAGGUUGUGAACUAGUCGAUGGAUGAUGAGCAAAGAAGGGCUAAAUUCAUUUUUAUGUUUUCUUCUGCUUUAAUUUCAUAUGUUAUAAAGAAUGUAAAGGAACUGUUAGAGAUGGGCUAAGACUGGCUUCCCACGUUCCACAUGAUGAUUCCUUCUUAGUUACCACCAUGGCUAAUAUAAUGGCCAUUUGAAAAGCUUGAUCACGCAGCCCCAUGCAGCACAAAGGUAUAUUAUGUAGAAGUACAUUUUAAGUUGAAACUUCAAGUUCAUUUAUUUUCAAAUUUCAACUGAAUCAGUGUCCCUGUUAAGUUGUGACACUAGAUAAAUAGUUAGAUAAAUGCCAAAUAAAUGCAUUGCCGUCAGUAGUAUAAUAAUAUCGGGUCUAUGCAUAUGAAAGCAGUCUUUCUUUACUACAAUAUGUGCCUCAUGGGAUCAUUUUGUCAAAUAUGUUUUGUUAAAAUUAACUGAAGAACUAA
This is a messenger RNA of Hypomesus transpacificus, 4165 nucleotides long. It is a transcript of the gene parp10, whose product is annotated as poly(ADP-ribose) polymerase family member 10. The record is from RefSeq and is a predicted model, not a curated record. The transcript is spliced from 11 exons. Gene Ontology annotation, cellular component: nucleus; cytoplasm. Gene Ontology annotation, biological process: negative regulation of gene expression. Gene Ontology annotation, molecular function: NAD+ poly-ADP-ribosyltransferase activity; RNA binding; transcription corepressor activity. Bases 107 to 3691 code for a protein of 1194 amino acids. Lineage: Eukaryota; Metazoa; Chordata; Actinopteri; Osmeriformes; Osmeridae.